CCCGAAGCCACGAGUAAAAAGUCCAAGAAAUUAUCCCGGGAUGCUGCACAGUCCCAAACUCGCCUCUACUACCACUCUCUCCUCGCCUACCAUCAACCCUACCUCACCGACAAGGCCGAAACCAUGCUGGGAAUCACCAUCGCCCCGCUAGACCUUCUCUCUGAUCAUGUGUCGGAUAGUGGGCCGCGUUUUAUUGGACCGGCAUCCACUGAUAAGAUGAAGAAGUUUGUGGAAGACAACGGAACUUGGGAUAAACCCAUUCUUCUACCUAUCCGCGAAGACGACGAAGAACACCCUAACAACUUGGAGGGGAAAUUGGGGACUGAGAGUAUAAAAUACUACAAGGGUUUCCACAUGCUGAAUGCCCUGGAGGUGUUCGCCCGAACACCGUACAUCGAGCAAGAUUCCCAUAACUUCGACUGGUUCAACCCAGACUGGAAGUCGGCCAUUGUCGGCUGGUCUAAAAUACAGGAUACAGACUCGAAGGACAUGGACCCCUGGUCUUUACAGCGUAUCUUCGAAUCCACGGUACCUGACAGGCCGCAUACCCACGCUUUCGUUAAUCACGUAAUCCAACUCGAGAACGACAAGCUCACGACUGGGGAGAUGGCUGCUGCCACGGGCAUUAUAUCUUCACAACGUUGCUUCCGGGGAUUCAACCAUCACCGAUAUAUCCCAGCCACUAUUUUCUCGGCUUCGUUCCGCGACUUUCGCAUCGUUCAGGUCUGGCAUGACCGGGAAAGUCCGAACGCACUCCACGUCCGUCGUUCCCCUAUCUUGGAUUUUAUGCAAGGCAAGGAAGCCAAGCGGGAUGACUGGGUAACCCUUUUGUGCUGGUUUAUGGGCGAACAACUCGAGACCACGAUGCCCAGCCAGGUCAGC
Molecule: messenger RNA, 882 nt
Organism: Chaetomium fimeti
Lineage: Eukaryota; Fungi; Ascomycota; Sordariomycetes; Sordariales; Chaetomiaceae
Exons: 2
Source: RefSeq, a predicted model, not a curated record